Messenger RNA from Tetranychus urticae (two-spotted spider mite), 2837 nucleotides. Its product is annotated as proton channel otopetrin-like a. Gene Ontology annotation, molecular function: proton channel activity. Gene Ontology annotation, cellular component: membrane. Gene Ontology annotation, biological process: proton transmembrane transport. The record is from RefSeq and is a predicted model, not a curated record. Lineage: Eukaryota; Metazoa; Arthropoda; Arachnida; Trombidiformes; Tetranychidae.
CAAGUAUUGAAUUUUGCGAAUUUUGUAUUUAAUUGUUCAUCAUCAUUCUGUGAGUCUGUGUGUGUCUGGUGAACAACUGGUGAAACCCGGAAAGAGAAUUGGAAAUUCAGUUUUCACCCAAUUUUUGGAUUUACAAGUUUUCUGUGUUUUUCAAUUUUCGUUGUUGUGUGUUGUGAGUCAACUUUAUGAUUGAAUGGUUAACGAUGAACGUGACAAUUUGUUUACAACCAUUAACCUUGAUACUUUGAUACUCAUCGUAAUUGUCAUCAUUAUCAUCUAAUCAUUGUAAUCAGUCGCGUUUUGUUUUCCGCUUUUGUUGGCCUUUCGUUUGCAGUUUGUUGGAAGAAACUUGUUUUGCUUUUAAUUUCUUGUUUUUUUGUUUUGCCUUCCAAUAUUUACCGUAACAAUUAACUCGUCUUAAUAAUGGUUGAUUUAAUCGGUAAAUAUCAGGCCAAAAUGCGCCAAUUAGCAUCAUCAUUGAACAGUGGAAAUGGUUCAUUGAAACGGACAAUUCCUGAAGCCAUUUUGGCUGCAACUUCACCUAAAAGUGACUCUAAUAGACGAAGUUCAUCAAUUGUUUCGUUAAUCAGCACAGUUAGCAGUAGCUACAGUAAUUGUAACAAUAAUGUUAAUAAUAAUGUUAAUAAUAAUAAUAAUAGUAAUCAUAAUAAUAAUGGCAUUACAUUUGCUUGUAAACCUUUACGCUUAUGUCAAACUCGUCAUUCAAUUCCAUCACUUGAUUCAAUUGAGAAAGCUCAAUUUCAUGGUAGAUCAACAUCAACUUCAUCUUCAUCAUCAAAUUUAUCAUCAAAUACAAUCUUUUCAUCCUCAUCAUGUUGUGAACAUCGAUGGCAACCCAAAAAUCCAAAGACUGCGGCUUUCAUCGUGGCCAGUUCAAUUUAUGGUCAACUUUUGGUCGUAACCUGUUUAACCUUUUUCACUGCCGAAAUUCGAAUACCAAAUAUUCCUUUAUACUAUUUUGAGGGAUUCUACCUUUACCUGUACGCAGUUAGUCUUCUCUUUCUUCUCUAUGUUUACGUUUACCUGCUUCACGAUUUACCGAAAGGUGACCAAAAUCGUAAUAAAGAGAUGAAUGGGAAAAAGAAGGAAAAAAUCAGUGAAACUGAAAGAUCUCAUGGAUCCAUAUUCUUGCGUAUUGGUGCAGUUGGCUUUGGUUUAGGAACAAUGAUUUACAAUGGACUCGAGUUUGGAUCUUACUUUGAGAUUCCGUAUACAUCACCAUGUUACUCUGUGCUUUUGGGUGUGAAUCCAGUUCUUCAAGCGACAUUUACAUUUGCUCAAAUGUACUUCAUCUUUACCUAUUCACGAUUAAUGAUUAAUAAGUUCAAGUUGAUUGCACGAAUUGGAUUAAUGCAUUUGGUUGGAACCAAUAUUUGCGUUUGGAUUCGAACCCUGGGAAAGGAAACUCUUCAGGAAUUGAAGGCAACAGAAUCACAUUCAUUCUUGGAGGAACUGAUUCUUCCUUUGAGAACUGAAAUGCGACCCUUUAAUCGAACCAAUGCAACCCUGGCUUUCAACGAAAUGAACACUUCCAACCCUUGUCAAAAGGAGCAAAUCAUGGGCAGCAUUCUGGCCGAUACCUCACCUUACCUGUAUCCCUUUAUAGUUGAAUAUAGUCUUAUUGGUGCUGCAUUCCUUUAUGUCAUGUGGUCGAACAUUGGACGAAAUUCAAAGAGUCUUAAUGAUCCGUGUUCACUUCCCUCUUCACCUGGAACUGGGGUCAACAUUGACAAUCUGUCAACCUCAAGUCGAGAGUCUUCUGCACUGGUUUCUCAUUCACUCUACAGUUGCCUUGGAUCGAGUAAAGGAUUAUUUUGUGGAUUUUUGUUCCUCGUUGUUUCAAUAACUUCAUUGAUAAUCUUCUUCGUCUUGGUUCAUCAUCCAACUUACAACCUAUUGGCUACUCUUAUAAGUGACAUUUCACAUUCAACUUUACUAAUACUCAGUAGUUUGGCCAUAAUUUUGGCUUAUUUCAAAAUUCGCAAACUUCGAUUUCAACCAGGUGUCCAUGAAACUGCUGAUGGUGGUUUACGUGACUUACUCCUACGAGUGGCUGCCUUUGGGUUGUAUGUUUACUCGUUGUUUGGGGUAAUUGCAGGAGCAAUGGAUUUAUCCUCAUUACAACAUUUCGCAGUCUUAAUUACCAGCACACUCACAAUACUUCAAGUGACUCUCCAAUCGCUCUUCAUCUCUGACGUUGUUUGCCGCAAACGAAGUAACUUAAAGCAGCCUGGACGACAAUUGAUAACCUUUUUACUGAUUGCUAAUCUCACCCUUUGGAUCAUUUAUACCUUUGAAAUGCAGAAGGUCGAAGCAUCUCCCGUUCAACUGCGAAUCUAUGGUUUCUCAACUUGGGCACUCAUUGUUCGGAUAACUUUGCCUUUAUCAAUCUUUUACCGCUUCCACUCAGCAAUCACAUUUGCCGAAGUCUGGAAAAAUUCAUACAAAUGAUCUCUUCCUUUUCCUUCCUACUCUUUCCUACUUUUUUCAAAUCAUCAUUAUCAUCAUCAACUCCACUCAUCUUAUCAUCAAUCUAAAGUCAUGGUUUAUUCACUCGUUUCAACAUUAAUUUUUUUACUUUACGCUUCUUGGGCCAUUUCAAUGAAACCAGUGAAAACUUUUGCUUUCUUUCCUCUCCUUCAUUUUUCGAUGAACAAAAGCAAACAAUUUUUUGUAAUUUUUCAUUCAUCAUCACCAUAACCCUUAAUUAUCCCAAUCAUUAUGCAUUUUAAUGUAAAAGGCAAAAACUUAUUUUAUUGAAUAAUCCUUUUCUUCCCAAAAACUUUUUUCAUCUAACAUUUAAUUCAAUUUUGAAU